GACGGCGGUGUGGCGGAGGCCCCGCCCCAGGCGGCAGGAAGCUGGCGGGCGGCGCAGGAGCAUGUCCGAGAGGGACGCGGCGGCGGCGGCGACGGCGACGGCGGCCACGGCGCCGGCGGGAAGCGACAUGCCCGCCGCCAAGAAGCAGAAGCUGAGCAGCGACGAGAACAGCAACCCCGACCUGUCGGCCGACGAGAACGAUGAUGCUGUCAGUAUAGAAAGUGGAACAAACACUGAACGACCUGAUACACCUACAAAUACUCCAAAUGCACCUGGAAGAAAAAGUUGGGGGAAGGGAAAAUGGAAAUCAAAGAAAUGCAAAUAUUCUUUCAGAUGUGUAAAUAGUCUCAAGGAAGAUCAUAACCAACCAUUGUUUGGAGUUCAGUUUAAUUGGCACAGUAAAGAAGGAGAUCCAUUAGUGUUUGCCACUGUAGGAAGUAACAGAGUUACCUUGUAUGAAUGCCACUCACAAGGAGAAAUCCGGUUGUUGCAGUCUUAUGUAGAUGCUGAUGCUGAUGAGAAUUUUUAUACUUGUGCAUGGACAUAUGAUAGUAAUACAAGCCAUCCUUUGCUAGCUGUGGCUGGAUCCAGAGGCAUAAUUAGGAUAAUUAAUCCCAUAACAAUGCAGUGUAUAAAGCACUACGUUGGCCAUGGAAAUGCUAUCAAUGAACUGAAAUUCCAUCCAAGAGAUCCAAAUCUUCUCUUGUCUGUAAGUAAAGAUCAUGCUUUACGAUUGUGGAAUAUCCAAACGGACACUCUGGUGGCAAUAUUUGGAGGUGUAGAAGGACACAGAGAUGAAGUUCUGAGUGCUGACUAUGAUCUUCUGGGUGAAAAAAUAAUGUCCUGCGGUAUGGAUCAUUCACUUAAACUCUGGAGAAUCAAUUCAAAGAGAAUGAUAAAUGCAAUUAAAGACUCUUAUGAUUAUAACCCAAAUAAAACUAACAGGCCAUUUAUUUCUCAGAAAAUUCACUUUCCUGACUUUUCUACCAGAGACAUACAUAGGAAUUAUGUGGAUUGUGUGCGAUGGUUAGGUGAUUUGAUACUGUCCAAGAGUGGCCGUGCCAUUUUACAUUCCCACCAGAAAUAUAAGAAAGAUCGAGUGUCUUCGAGUCUUCGCCGGCAUUUGUCUUGUGAAAAUGCGAUUGUGUGCUGGAAACCUGGCAAAAUGGAAGAUGACAUAGAUAAAAUCAAGCCCAGUGAGUCUAAUGUGACUAUUCUUGGACGAUUUGAUUACAGCCAGUGUGACAUUUGGUAUAUGAGGUUUUCUAUGGAUUUCUGGCAAAAGAUGCUUGCAUUGGGCAAUCAGGUUGGCAAACUUUAUGUCUGGGAUUUAGAAGUAGAAGAUCCUCAUAAAGCCAAAUGCACAACACUGACUCAUCAGAAAUGUGGUUCGGCUAUUCGACAAACCAGUUUUAGUAGAGAUAGCAGCAUUCUUAUAGCUGUUUGUGAUGAUGCCAGCAUUUGGCGCUGGGAUCGGCUUCGAUAAAAUACUUUAUUUCUAAUGAAAAUUAAGAGUAUGUUUUUUGUGUAUAAUGGAAUUAAUGUAUCUUGCUAGUAAGGGCACAUAGAACAUUUAGAGUUGUCUUUCAGCAUUCAAUCUGGCUGAGCUGAAUGUAGUGAUGUUUACAUUGUUUACACUCUUUGUACUGUCUCCUGCUCAGACUCUACUGCUUUUAAUAAAAAAAUUAUUUUUGUAAAGCUUUGUUAUUUUAUUUUAUUUUCAUUGUGAAGUGAUAAAAGCAAUAAAAUUUUGUCAUGCCUU
This is a messenger RNA of Suncus etruscus (white-toothed pygmy shrew), 1762 nucleotides long. RefSeq names its product embryonic ectoderm development (gene EED). The record is from RefSeq and is a predicted model, not a curated record. Gene Ontology annotation, molecular function: nucleosome binding; protein binding. The transcript is spliced from 13 exons. Gene Ontology annotation, biological process: negative regulation of transcription by RNA polymerase II. NCBI's taxonomy places the organism in Eukaryota, Metazoa, Chordata, Mammalia, Eulipotyphla, Soricidae. Gene Ontology annotation, cellular component: ESC/E(Z) complex. The coding region runs from base 62 to 1486 and encodes 474 amino acids.